This is a messenger RNA of Saprolegnia parasitica CBS 223.65, 1796 nucleotides long. RefSeq lists its product as hypothetical. The transcript is spliced from 2 exons. Bases 1 to 1785 code for a protein of 594 amino acids. Gene Ontology annotation, biological process: protein ubiquitination. Gene Ontology annotation, molecular function: ubiquitin-protein transferase activity. The record is from RefSeq and is a predicted model, not a curated record. Lineage: Eukaryota; Oomycota; Saprolegniomycetes; Saprolegniales; Saprolegniaceae.
AUGACCCGCCACCUCGACUCGUUCGUGUGCCCGAUCACGCAGGACGUGAUGGUCGACCCGGUCGUGACUGUCGAUGGCCACUCGUACGAGCGGUCGGCCAUCGCAGAGUGGAUCCGCACCAGUCGCGAGACGGCGCCCGGCGGCCAAGUGACGAGCCCGGCGACGAACCUACCGCUGCGCUCGCUGCAGCUCAUCCCGAACCUCGCGCUCAAGCGGUCCAUCGAAGAGUACCGCAACGAGCGGUCGUCGUCUCGCGGUGCUUCGCCCGUUGCACGGGCCGUCUCUGCGGUCGCGGUCGCUCCGCCUUUGCGGCGGACGGAGGCGCUGCCAGAGGUCGGCUUCUUUGUCUACCGCGCGAACGUGGCGCUCGCAGUCUACUCACGGCCGUCGUUUGGCCCUCCCGUGCGCAGCUGGUCGAAUGGCAACGCCGUGACGCUGCCCGCUGGCGAGCUCGUCGUCGUGACCAAGCGCGUCUAUGGCACGGCGUCCAACCACAUUUUUUUGCUCCUGGCGGACAGCAACGAAUCUGAUCUUAGCAAUCGCUACAUCUGCGAGCAGCAAGAGCACGCGCCGUACACGGCCGUCGCAGUACGUGCGACGACGACACCGGAGCUCAAGACGUACGCUGCGACCGAGGCGUCGUUGUUCUUUUGUCGCCCCGCGACCAGCCACCGCUGCCUCUUCACGCGCAGUGAUAUGCUGGCGGUCAACGAACUCGUGGCGUCCGACCUGCGCGUGCAAGACCCCGUGACGCACGACGUCUUUAUCCGGCUCGAGAACUGCGGCGCGUGGUUGCCGCUGCGCUGCUUGCGGCCGCGCCGAGCGAUUACGACCCGCACCAUCAUCAAGGUCUCAACGCCGACGAACGUGUACCGCAACAUCUACACGUGGCCGCACAGCACCGUUCUCGCGACCUUGCCGGCCAACCACCUCGUCGCGACAAUCUGCCACGUCACCAGAAACAACGGCGCCCUGUUCGCGCGCAUUUCGUACGACGAUGUUAUCGGCUGGUGCUGUCUCGAGCAGUCGGACAUCCUCUAUCGAUGCCCACCGCGCGUGGCCGAGCACGCGCCCGGUCGAUCGAUCCCUGUUGCUAUCCUCCAAGGCAACUACUAUCUGCUUGCGCUCAACGAAGUCCAAGAAGACGGGUCGACCUCGCAGCGCUUCGUCUGCAACGUUCCGAGCUCGAUGGACCGCCAGAUCGACAACUGCAUGGCGAAAGGCCGGCACGUGACGCACGCGGCCAUUGGCCCCAACGCCGAGUGGUACCUUAGUGGCACCAAGCCCGAUGGGUCCGGUGCCCACUGCUGGGCCAGCAAGAACGUCUCCGAAGAGUUUCUUGAGCAAAUGGCGAUCAACUGCCGCGUCGCGUAUGGACGCUACGACGCCUUUGCGCUUCUGGACGACGACGACGGUCGCGUGGCCUCGUCUGGCUUGCCGUACGAUAUGGAGGAAGCUUUCGACAACGCGCGCAAGAUCCACACGUUUGGCUUUGACGAAGACAACGGUUUUUUCCUCAAGCAUGCGGACGGCGUCGACACCAACAACAUUGCCCACUGGUUUGAAGACGACAUUUUGGCGGCCAAGCCGCCGCGCGGGUACGGUCCGCUCGUCUCUGCGUCGUACUGGGAGGGCAGCUACGUGGCCAUCUACGAGCAUUGGUUCACGACGUCGAACGACGUGCCAGCGUCCGUGACGAAUGCACUCAAAGCGUUCUACCAACGCCACACGAAGAUGCGCAACGACCGGCGGCGGCUCAUUCAGCGCUACCAAGAACUCGAGUAGGCGCCACCGAC